AUGCCCUCGGCCCUCUUCAACAAUGCCCUCUCCACUUCGGCAAUUCUCAAGGACAAACCACGAGAGAUGGAGGAUGGUCGGAAGAAAGAAAUUGCAGUAUGUCCAACGGAUGAUGAUGUGGUAGCACCGAAGGUGCGGAAACCAAAUAAGCAGAGUUGGGACUAUGUAUGGAGGACUGGAGUUGCCGGAGGAAUGGCAGGAUGCGCGGCAAAAACUAUAGUCGCGCCUCUUGAUCGAGUCAAGAUUCUGUUUCAAGCGAGCAGUCCUCAAUUCGCAAAGUAUACCGGGUCAUGGUUUGGGGUGGUUCAGGCGAUGAAGGAUAUUUACAGAGUUGAUGGAUCAACAGGCCUAUUUCGCGGACACUCAGCUACAUUGUUACGGAUAUUUCCAUACGCGGCUAUUAAAUUCCUGGCCUACGAGCAGAUACGGGCUGUGGUUAUAAAAGGUCCAGAACAGGAGACUCCUUUUCGACGACUUAUUAGCGGAUCACUAGCGGGUGUCACAUCAGUAUUCUUCACAUAUCCUCUCGAAGUCAUCCGAGUGCGCCUGGCCUUCGAGACGAGAAAAGACUCCAGAUCUUCCUUGACUCAGAUUUGCAAACGAAUUUUCAAUGAGGUUCCACCUCCUCGAACAAACCCAGGCGAACCCGCGAUUCUUGCGGCUGCGCAUGCUGUAACGCCUAAGUCGGGGCUCUCGAAUUUCUAUAGAGGGUUCUCUGCCACAUUCUUAGGCAUGUUGCCUUACGCUGGAAUGUCAUUUCUCACCCACGAUACCGCCGGAGAUCUCCUACGCCAUCCUCUCAUAUCUCAAUACACAACCCUCCCGAAACCCGCCAACUCCCCCACAAAUAAACCACCACCUCUCCGAUCAUGGGCGGAGCUUUUUGCAGGUGGCAUAGCAGGCUUAGUCUCGCAAACCUCAGCAUAUCCAUUAGAAGUGAUUAGAAGGAGAAUGCAAGUUGGAGGAGCCGUAGGCGACGGCCACAGACUCAACAUAACGGAAACAGCGAAAUUGAUUAUGAGGGAGAGAGGGCCCACUGGGUUUUUCAUCGGCUUGACGAUUGGCUAUGUUAAGGUGGUUCCGAUGGUAGCGGUUAGCUUUUAUGUUUAUGAGCGGGGUAAGACUUGGUUGGGCAUUUAG
Glarea lozoyensis ATCC 20868 is the source of this 1140-nucleotide messenger RNA. RefSeq names its product Mitochondrial carrier. The record is from RefSeq and is a predicted model, not a curated record. NCBI's taxonomy places the organism in Eukaryota, Fungi, Ascomycota, Leotiomycetes, Helotiales, Helotiaceae. The transcript has 2 exons. Bases 1 to 1140 code for a protein of 379 amino acids. Gene Ontology annotation, biological process: transmembrane transport.